Molecule: messenger RNA, 768 nt
Organism: Ogataea angusta
Lineage: Eukaryota; Fungi; Ascomycota; Pichiomycetes; Pichiales; Pichiaceae
Exons: 1
Coding region: 1-768 (255 amino acids)
Cellular component (GO): plasma membrane
Molecular function (GO): acetate transmembrane transporter activity
Source: RefSeq, a predicted model, not a curated record
AUGUCUGAUCAGCUAUCCAACACCGAAACCGCAGUCCACAACGAGAAAGCCCAGCACAUGGCUUACGAGCCAGAGUAUGUGGUCUAUCCACCAAGAACAGGUCUACUGAGGGUCAGCUACUACAAGAAGUCCAGCCAAUGGAGACCAUAUCCUACUUCUUGCGCCGGUGGCCUGGCUCUGAUUGCCGUCACUCUGUUCUCUCUUGGUUUGAUUUUAUGUCAGGCCCACUCUGUGACAAACCCAGCUAUUCUGUCGGGAGCUUUCUUCUUUGCUUCCGGAUUAGUCCAGAUCAUCACUGGUAUUUGGGCUAUUGUCGAUAACAAUCUGUUUGGUUCCGUCCUACUUCUUUGCUACGGUGCGUUCUUUGCUUCCUUCGGUGCCAUCAUCACCGACGUCUUGGGCGUUCAGGACUACUAUUCUAGCACUGACGACUACAACAACGCUUUGGGAAUUUAUCUGUCUGCAUGGACAGUGUUUGACUUCAUUUUGUUCACUUCGACCUUCAAAAGCACCAUUCCAUUGGUUGCUCUGACCUUCUGCAAGUGGUUCUUCAUGUUGCUUUACACCAUUGCCACGUUUGGAGAGCACGAGGGCUGUAAGGUUGCAUCUGGCGUGUUCAGUUUCUUGGCUUCUGUCUGUGCCUUCUAUGGUGUCUACGACGGACUGGCCAGUGCUGCAAACUCGUACGCACCAGUUCCAGAAACCAAGUGGCUCAGAAUGCCAGGAUCAUGGCACGAGCCUGAAGCAGCUAAGGUUCCUCUUGUUUAA